AUAGUCCGAAAGAAAACAAAAAAAAUUAGAGGAAUUGGUGGAAAAAAUCAUUCUGUGCAUCAAAUAUCAACUGUUUGAUCGUAACUUUUAAACUAAAAUCUGAGUGAUAAGUGUUAAGAAGUGUUCAAAGUGAAUUUUGAUUUCUGUAGUUACAAUUAAGCAUUUAAAAAGAGUUUUUCUUAUAAAGCUUUCGUUUCCAUCAAUAAAAAGUGGUUUAAGUCGUAAUUUAAUUAACCUAAGACGAUUUUAGCAUACAUUUCUUUGUGAAUACCUCAAAAGUACACAUGUGAUUCUAAAAGCAUCAAUUUUCAUCCAUUUUAUCAUCUUAUUUCCGUUUGAAGCUUUAGCAGGAUUUGAUAAAGUUCUAACGAUGAAAAAUAAACUCUGAAAGACCCAAAACGAAAUAGAAGAAAAAUUGAAAAGUCAAAUAAACACAAAAAAUGCACCAACUAACUUACGCGUUAUCCUUAGUUAUCUUACUGGGGAUAAGCGAAUGCAUCUGUGAUGUUCUUGUUUACAGAGAUUCGACAAAUCAAAUCAUUGACGAGUUUCCAUCACUAGCCGCACGAUUCGGUCCAAGCUUGCCACCAAAUGGCAUGAGAGUGCUUGCUGUUGGUGGAAGUCCUCCUGACGGAUGCUCACCAAUGGAAGACGCUCCUAAAGCAAAUUUUUCCUUUCAUGGCUUCGAACCGAAAUUUGCUGCAAUUAUAAUUCGAGGCACUUGUUCCUUUGCUGAUAAAGUGCGACAUGCUCAAAAUGCAAGCUUCGAUGCUGUUAUCGUUUACAACAAGAAUUCAAAUGAUUUGGAAAUUAUGUCAGCGUCCGAUGAUUCUGAUAUUUUUAUUCCUUCAGUAUUUGUCGGUCGAACUGGUGGUGACAUUAUCCUCGAAGAAUAUUUAUAUAUAAAUGGAUUUGCUCUCGUUCUCAAUGAUGAUUUUCCCUUCAAUAUCAACACACAUCUUAUUAUACCAUUUUGUAUUGUCGUGGGACUUUGCUUUAUUAUCAUGUUUGGCUUCAUGAUAGCACGAUGUGUGAGAGAAAGAAGAAGAGUUUUGCGUUAUCGACUACCAACAAGUUCUUUAAAGAAACUUGAAUCAAGACGUUUCACGAAGAAUGAAAUUUACGAUACUUGUGCUAUAUGUUUGGAUGAUUAUGAAGAAGGUGAUAAAUUAAGAAUUCUUCCUUGUCGACAUGCUUAUCAUACGAAAUGCAUUGAUGUUUGGCUUACAAAGAAUCGUCGCGUCUGUCCAGUUUGUAAAAGAAAAGUUUACACGAUUGGCGAGAGGCGCAGAAAUCGAAGAAGACAUUCAGCUGAUUCAACAACUGAUUCGAUGUCUUCUCAUGACCCGGAUGACAGAACGCCUUUGAUUAACAAUCAAGGGAACAACAACGUUAAUCAUGGAACGUUCAAUGGUGAAAUUCAGGAAAAUGAUCAAUCUCGUGCUGAAGAAGGCAAUGUUGGCACAGCAACAAAUGCAGAAGCGGAAGAAGAUGAUGAGAUUCUUGAUGGAAAUCAACGUUCUGCUUUCCAAAGAUUUAACCCAUUUGAUCGCGUUCCAAAUUUACCUCCACAGUUAGUGGAUGAACUUGGUGCAAGUGUAAGAAUUGAAGAACCUGAAAGUCGCUGGGAGAAAUUCACGAGAUUCUUUAGUUUUAGACAACAACAUCCAUCAAAUGAUAACGACGAUCCUCCGCUUCUUGAUGCUUCAGCAGAUGAUGUUGACAUUAUCAUAGAACCAAACGAUAAUCUCAUCAUUAAUAGUAUGUCUGGAAAUAAUAUCCUUAAUUCCAACUUAAGUGGCUCGUUCCGUAAUGAAAGUAAUUUACCAAAUACUAAUGAUGAUGAUGAUGCUGAUGAUGAUGAUGAAAUAUUGGAUGGUCGUGAAAGAAGAAAAGUGCCAAGACGAAAUCGUCGUAAACAUCGUUCAGCACCGAAUAUCAUGACAACAGAUGAUCAACCAAGCACGAGCUAUGAUAUGCCACCAUCAUCCUCCAUCAAUUCAUCACCAAGUAAUCGAUUAGGUGUUGCCGCUAUUCCAAAUAUUCAAUUCGAUCCUUUUCGCUCGAAUCGGAGAAAUUAACAAUUUUAUUUAGAAUUUUACUUUUGAAUGUGAUUGAUGAUUAAAUUUUUCGAGUAAAGUAAAUAAUGAUGAUGAUGGUAAAUGAUUUAGUCGUCGGUGCAGCUUCUUCAAGUCGAUUUAAAACAUAUUUGUAUAAAUAAAAGUAAAUAGCCCCGAAGUGUUUGACAUUAAGGAAAAUAUUUCAUUUAUCAUGAUUAAAAAAAAAGAAACAAAGAAGCAACAAAAAACAUUUUAAAUUAAAAAUUGCUUCGUAUAAAACGCUACCUACAGAUAGCAAAAUUAAUUAAAUGUCAUCCGAUCCACAGUUGAAAUCACUUUAAGUUCUUCAACAUAGAACUGGAUAAAAAAUGAAUAAUUUAUUGUGAUUAGGGAAUGAAAAUAUCAAAAAGAGAAGAUUGAAAGUUUCUUUUAAAAGAUUUUUCUUCUGAUAUGUGCACAUAAUCAUGUUAUUAAUGAAAAAUAUUUUUUUGCAACAAAAUGAAAAGAGAAGAGAUUUUUUAUUAUUAUUAUUUUAACUUUGCCUUGAAGCUUCAUUUAUGUAAUUGAGAAGAACGUGUUUGAAGACAUUUUAAUUUCUUUAACAUCAAUAAAUAUUGAAAGUCUUAUGAAUCAUUGUUUGAAAUUCUUUAAAGAGACAAAAAUUAUUAUAAAAAUUGAUAAAUAGUUGGAAAAAGUUUAAAACUUUGAAAUAAAUUGGA
Molecule: messenger RNA, 2779 nt
Organism: Clunio marinus
Lineage: Eukaryota; Metazoa; Arthropoda; Insecta; Diptera; Chironomidae
Source: the annotation of a GenBank genome assembly